Seminavis robusta is the source of this 2566-nucleotide messenger RNA. NCBI's taxonomy places the organism in Eukaryota, Bacillariophyta, Bacillariophyceae, Naviculales, Naviculaceae. The record is from the annotation of a GenBank genome assembly.
GUACCACUCCACCUUGACGCUUCGACGCUUCGACAACACCACUCCUCAUCUAAAACCUCGCUCAUCAACCAUUACCGUACAUUCUUCAUCAUCUUGACUGCUGCAAUUAAAGGUUAGCAACAACAGCUGUACCAAUAGUUUCCAAUCCACAAGAAGUGAAACAGAAGAAACAAUGAGUGAAGGAGAAAGCAGUGGUGACGAGCUGUCUGGCUUGUCAGGAUUUUUCUUUUAUGUGUUUAUUGUCCAUCCCUGUACAGCAUGGAUUCUGAGGCCAGGACGAUUUGAACGCAAGAAGAGCAUUAUGUAUGCCAUUGCCUUUCUGGCAGCUAUUGCAGCAAUCAAGACAGGUCUAGAAAUGCAACAAAAAGGACCCAACUAUUACAACCUGUUGGGUGUGACACGAGAAUCCAAUCCUCUGGAAAUAAAAAGGGCCUACAAACGCCUUAGUCUUCAACUCCACCCGGACAAGAAUCCCAGCCCGGAUGCCACUGAUAAGUUUGAUGCUGUCAAGCAGGCCUAUGAUGCCCUCAUGGAUAUGGAAUUUCGUGAAGUAUACAACAAAUUUGGAAAAGAGGGAAUCAAGGCCAACAAACGCUAUGAUGAAACCCAAUUCCUUCUUGAAUUGGCCAUUUUCUACAUUUCCUGGGGUAUGAUGGUUUUCAUGUUGACACUGGGAAAGCGAAGUGGUGAAGCUCGAAAUUGGUGUUUUACUGGAAUGGUUGUCAUGUUGGUUGUUGAAGUCACCAUGAUGACAUCUUCCACCAAUCCAAUCCCUACUUGGUUAUUCCCAGCACUCACCGAACAUGAAGUGGUCUGGUUACUACACAAUCUAUUUCCUGCCUUUAUGAAUGGGUGUCGAUCAUUGGGUGCCUAUCUCUAUGUGGAUCUGGAUGCCCAAACGCGGCAGCUUUUGGUGGCAUUGCAGGAGCAAAACAAAGACAUGCUCCUAGUUCUUCGUGAUAUUCAAAUUGGGGUGCAAACCGUUCAAGCCCAUGGUUGGGGAGGUGGUGGACGAGCUGCAGCCACAGGAGAUGUGGCUGCAGCUGGUGGUGGUGCCAUUCCAAGGGCCACCCCCACUGGCAAGCUCAAGGAAUUGCAAGAUCGUCUGCGAUCAUCCAACACCAAUGUAGCACAGGCAGUCCAACAAAUCAAUGGACAGCCAAACAAGAGCUCCAAUAUGGGAUUCUAUCUCAUGAUUCUCGGUUACAUCGUCGUUGCAUACCUCUUCCAGUAAACUUACACACAAUAUACGCACAAAGCUAGUCAGUAAACAUAGUAUGAUAGCCAAUGUAUUUUAUGGCAAAGAGGCAGCUAGCUGGUGAAUCAUGUGCUUCUUCCGUGCUGUGCUGGAGGUGUUGGGGUUGCUGUUUGGUUGGCUCUUUAGAAAGUUUUGACAGGCAAAAAGGGUACUGAGGAGCUAGGCAGGAUUGGCUUGGUCUAGCUACAUGUAGUGAACUUGCAAGAGGCCAACUGUCUAUGCUUGGAAGAGGGAAACUGGUAGCUUGGCAGUGUAUCAUUGUACAGCUCUAGCUAGCUAGCUACGGUAGGGCAUUGGAGUUGUUUCGUGCUCCGGAUCCGUAGGGUUCAUUGCCAUUCGCAAUUGUAGAGUGAAUAGUGACGCGCAAAAGUGACACAUGAGGAGGAGUGGUGUUUAUAGGACCAAAGAAGGUAGGUAUGGCAUGCUUCAAGAUAGACAUGGUGCAUUUCAUCAGGUUUUGUCUAUAUCUUAACUCCAGGAAGCAGGCCUGUGCCACCGAUAGCUAGAAUUAAUUCAUGUCGAGCGUCAUACAACCAAGGUCUCAGAAGCUAAUCUGACUAUUUGACUCGACUCGACUUGACUCCAGCGCUACUUUCUUAUCCUCCAAUGUUCUUCAUUUCAUCCCCGAUGAAUUGCAUCAUAGUUUUUUGGGCUUCUGCUCGUCCUGCUCGUGCGCCCUCGGCUCCCUUUUUAAGAGCCGCGACGAUUUCCGAUGAAACGGCGUCUUGUCCUAAUGCCUUUCCCUUUUCGGUAAUGUUGAUUUCUAGGAAUUGAGGUGGGUUGUUUCCAUCUCGUACGACCUCAAUGGUAUCUGGGUCGCCUUGUGCGAUUCUCAUGGCAGCAAGAUCUUCGUUCAACUUCAUGCGAGCCUUGAUACCGAGUUGGUAUUCUUGAGCGGACAUGCCCAUGGCAGCCGCGGCUUCUUCCAUUUUCUUUUGGGCUUCGGGAUCAUCUUCCGUGACAGCACCGGCACCGCCUCCACCAAACAUGUAUUGCCGCGUCAAGGAUUGUGUGGUUUGUGGAACGACAGUAAAGGCAGUUGCCGUGCUCAACAGCACGGCUCCACAAGUCAGAAUAUUCGAGAGUUUCAUGGUUGUCGUAGUUGGUUUUGGCGGCUACUAAGUUUUAUUAGCUUCCAGGUAUCGAUCUCGCGUUGUCUAUCAGAUCUACCAUGUCGUUGAAGGAUCCUUGACAGCAACAGAUCCGAGACACAGCUGAUGGACUUCCACGAGGAAGGAGAUGACAGCCUUCAAGUUGACGGUCCAUUUUUUUGUUGAUGCCAAGUCAAGUCAAGACGCAUACGUCAGC